Linum trigynum is the source of this 3139-nucleotide messenger RNA. NCBI's taxonomy places the organism in Eukaryota, Viridiplantae, Streptophyta, Magnoliopsida, Malpighiales, Linaceae. The record is from the annotation of a GenBank genome assembly.
UUUAUAAUUUAGUUAUUAAACUCAACUUUGAUGACAUAUAUAACAUUUAUGUUGGUAAUUUGAUGGUAGAAAGACUCCCGUCAGCCAAACAAAUUUUUUUUUAUACCUUCGUUAAAUCAAAAGUAACGACAUGAUGAAUUGUUUUUCUAUAUAAAAAGUAUUUGGUAAUUUAAUUGUGCAUAAAUAAAUCUAAGAGAACCCAAUGUGACACAUAAAUAUUUUAAUGAUAAUUUUUUAUAUUUAAACCAGAUCCUUUGCUUCAUCUUUGCUAUAAUGAGAGCAUAAGCAAGCUAUUAAGCAAGUUAACCAAUAAUUAACCACAGUCCACAGAACAAAUUUGGGGGGAAAUCUCCUCGCUAGUGCUUCCACGACAUAUUCGCUUUUCUAGUGUCUAAUUCAAAGGAAUCCCCUUCUCAUUUUUCUCCUGACUUCCAUCCUUAUCAACUGACAGUUACUCGCCGCUUCAUUCUUAACUCCGAAGCUAAACCUCCUUUGCCUCUUCUUCUCUUUGCUGCAUCAGUUCUUCCUCUAUCUCCGUUUCAUUCAUUUCCAAGCCUUUUCCUUUCCUCUGCAAUGACUGACUGGGGCCCGAUCUUGAUAGGAGUAGUCCUAUUCGUGCUACUCACACCAGGGCUUCUCUUCCAGCUACCAGGAAACAACAGGCAGCUCGAGUUUGGGAGCAUGAAGACCAAUGGCAAAUCGAUCGCCGUUCACACUCUCAUCUUCUUCACUCUGUAUGCUAUCUUUACCAUGGCUGUUCAUGUCCACAUCUAUACUGGUUGACACAAAUCUGGCCAUCUGGGGUUCUGGGUUUUGAGUAAAGAUCUGUGCUUUCCUCUCUUUUUUGGGGUAUGAUUAUUGAUAAAUUUGUUGGGGGUAGAAAAAAGUUGAAAAGGGUGCUGUCUUUAGUUUCUUCUUAUGUUGUUUGUAACCUCUAAUUUAUGGAUGGAUCGAUACUUGAUGAGUUGAAUAAAGCAAAUAUGAUGCAGAGAUCUUUCUCACAGUUGUUUCUCCUUUUUCAGUUUCUGUAUCAGAGUGUGUUCCCUUCACUUGCUCUUCGGGGUUGACUAAGGCUGAAGUUGGGAUCUUUGAGUUACUUGGAACUAUCAUUUUUUGAAGUCAGUUUAGUUCAAUUCUUGAGGAGUUCUUUCUGUUUAUGUGGGGACAAAUAUAGCAUAGAGAGAGCAAUACUGAAUCUGCAGCUAUUUGAGAAUUAGAGCCAAAACUUUUGCAGGCAUAUAGAGUGAAACAAGCACAAAUUAAGAUCUCUUAGGUUACUUUUAUGGGUCAUGAGAUAUGAGAUCUGCUAGUGCCAAGGGCCAUUAGCACCAAACUAAGUUAAAAUAUGAACAUCUUAGAUCCACAUAGACCCAAAAAUUUGCCGAGUGGGUAAAAAAGGCUGAGCAUUGUUAAGAGAGGCAGAGAGGGAGGAGGAGAGGUAGUUGACAUUAUUCUUAUAUUCCAAUUGUGAGGCCUGCCUUGUGAAAAAAACAAAAGGAAACUCAAAAGCCUGUUGCUUUGGACAAUUGCUGUUGUCUGUGAUAACUUAGCAGAAGAUGAAGGAAGAAGAAGCCCAUAACAAGAAACUGAAGAAGUAAUAAAACCUCUUGUUACAGAGCAAAAGAGAAGGUAACUUGUUUUUUCUUAAUCAAUUAAUAUGUACAUGGAUGCCAAUGGCGACUACCAAGAUGGUGAUGAUGCAGAAGUAAAUGAUGGCAUGGACCAGAAUGGCUAUCCCGCUCGUGCUGAGGUUCCCAAACUCCACCACCCUUGUUCUUGCAGGUAGCUGGAACAGGAGCCCGGGCGAUAGCAGGAUGAACAAAGCCACCGCCACAAUCACUGGUCCCCAAUCCGCACCCCCCAUGUUGGGGAUCCCUAAUAUGCCCGUCGUUGCUUGCUUCUCAAUCAACCUUGCAGAAGAAUGCUGCCUGAACCCUUCUAGGAACUGAGGAGAUGAACAGAAGUAAUGCGCCUUGCUUGGUGAUUAAGGAGGCUGUGGAGGGGAUGCGAAACUUAGUGUGAAAGCAGAGUGAAAAACAAUGGAGGGGGAAGGUAUAUGUGUGUAUGUAGAGAGAUUUUGUAGUGGGAUUCCUUUAAAGCAGCAAAAGAGAAAAAGGAUGAAACUUUAGUGUCUCAAUUACACCAGAUAUUGUUAAUUUGAAGACUGGCUUUCCUUCUUUGCUUCUUUGUGAUUGCUUUAGGAAUUGAUGGAGAAGGGUGGCUUUAUUAAAGGGAAUAUGGCUACAAAGAAAGAAAGAAGCCAGCUUGUGAAUUGUGCAGAGCAGCAGAGGUGUAAAGUUCAUCGUCCUGGAAGGUGUGAGUUUCUGAAUUUGCUUCAUUGUCUGGAAUUUUGUAGGGAUUUCUCAGUUUCCUCUUUGAAUUUUGAAUCUUUUUUCUGUGAGCAGGCUUAAAAGUCUUUAGCUUUGAAGGGUUCUAGUUCUUUUUGUAUAUGAAGGAGCCUGUUCUGUACUCCACUCCAAUCCAAUUGCUUCUCAUUUUCAAGUCAAAACUAGUCUGUAUAUGUCUUUCUGCCUGUAUCAUUUCUAGUGCGACACCUCUCUCUUGUGCCUGGCAAGGCCACGUCGAUGAUGCACCUCCGAUUCGUGACAUGCAAUACACCAUAUUCGUUUGUAAAUGGUUUACAAAUGUUAAUAAUGUACUUGAAAUUUAGGGUUAGGGUGUUGUAUACACAUACUCUCUGUUUAACGGAGGAAGCUCAAAUGCGACUUCUGCAAUAGCCCAAAAGAAGAAGAGCUGAACGCCAAUUGUAGUGGUCUUGGGUAGAAGCUUAUGGAACCAUUAUAUUGGACUUGGGCAAGCUGAAGCGGGCCUUGAUUCCUUCCAAGGCUCCAUUUUAAAUUCCGGGUUAGAAGUGUCAAAAUGGGUUGGGCUUUCGUUGAUCCACUAAGAACAUAGUUUGCACUUUGCAGUUGUAGUGGUACUGUAGGAAGUAGGAGGCUAGGAGCAUAGCUCCAGAAACCAAACCAUAGCCAUGUUUGGACUGAUGAAUGGAAACAAAGAGACAAAACCAGCAACCUCGGUUAUGUCAUUCUUAAUAGACAUCGUUACUUGCAUUCACAUCUCGGUAUGAAAGCUGGGCUUCGUACUUGUCGCAUGCCAAUAGAAUAGAAUAACAUCU